This is a messenger RNA of Diabrotica balteata, 2172 nucleotides long. NCBI's taxonomy places the organism in Eukaryota, Metazoa, Arthropoda, Insecta, Coleoptera, Chrysomelidae. The record is from the annotation of a GenBank genome assembly.
AACGAAGAAGAAAAUCGCUCUAAAAUUGUAAUUUUUGAAAUAUAGUUAUUAAACAGAAAACAUAGUGAAAUAUUUUGAAACAAUAAUUAUAUAAUAAAAUGACAGAAGCCUGGACUAUUUAAAUACGUUUUUCAACGCCUCGAGAAGGGAGCAAAAUGGGUACACAGCUUUUAAAGUGUCCUUUAUGUUGUAAUGAACAUUUUUCUUCCCGUCAGGACUUAAAGUGUCACAUAACUGAGUUGUUAAAUAGUUUGUCUUGUCCAGUUUGUACUUCAACUUUUAAUAGUGUUAUUGAAUUAUCAGAACACCUAGAUACAGAAUGUGAACUUAGUGAAGGAGUAAGUAACCAAAAUGAAGAUGAAAGUGUUUCUGAAAUCCAUGAGCAUUCAGAACAAAUGUUGAUUCAACUUGACGAAACACAACAAGAACCUACAAAUGAACAUGUAGAAAUGGUUAAUGAUGAUACUCAGCAGAUCGAAUUUAUUGAAAGUGAGGAUAUUGCUGAAGAAGUGGAGGAGAAUGGCAAUGUUAUUUAUGAGUGUGAAGUUUGUAAAGUUCAAUUUAACUCAAUUAAAAACCAUUUAAAAGAGUACCAUGCUGGAGAAGAUGUUGUGCUGCAAACCAAUGUAUUUCACGAAAAUGAAUUAUCCCAUGAAAUGCAAGUAGAAGAAGAUCAAGUCACUGAAUAUUCUCAGGAGGAAGAAAGUUUUGAAAUAAGCCAUGAAUCUGGAAAUGAUGAAAAUGAAAAGCCCGUGAUACAAAAGAAUAAUAAAAGAGUAGACUGGGUUUCUAGAAAAGAUAAUGUUAUCCCUUUAACCGAAAAUUAUGCUAUAGAGAAUGGUAAAGUAAGAAAAAUCACUGAGAAGGAAGCAGCUGAAAUAAGUGAUAGAAAUUCUAUAUUCCAAAUUCAUCAGUGCCCUAAAUGUUUCUUACAAUUUCCUAAACUAGAUCAUUACAUCAAACACAAAUGUUCUGCAGGCAAGAAGUCAAAACAGUUUAAGUGUGCUCAUUGUACAGCAGUGUUCUUAACCUACCCAUCCCUUAAUACGCAUUUGAAGUUACACCUACAGCCUCAACCAGAAGAAUCCCAACAUAAGGUGAUCACCUUAAAUCCCCACAGGUGUAAUACAUGUAACACAUUGUUCCCAUCAUUAAAAAGCCUUAGACUUCACUUAAAGAUGCAUGAGCCUGUUAAGAUAAAACCCGUAGAACCUCCAGUAGAUAACGAUUUGGCUGAUGGAGAGAAAAAAGAAAGAAAGAUAUUUGUGUGUCAUAUCUGUAACAAUCCUUAUGAUCUUGAGUAUGAACAAGUUCAUAUGAAGUCACACUCUGAAGAAAAAAAUUUUUUCUGUACUACAUGUAAUCGAGAAUUUAUGAGCCAAGAAAAUUUAGAAAUGCAUAUGAAAGCUCAUAAUAGUAAUAAAAAUUAUAUUUGUUCGUAUUGUAAAAAAGCUUAUACUACUUCUACAGCUUUAGAAGAUCAUGAAGUAAAUCAUUGCCUGCGCAGAAAGUAUGAAUGCCAGUAUUGUGGUAGACGCUUCUCUAGACCACAUGAGAAAGUAAAACAUGAAAGGAUUCAUACUGGUGAGAAGCCACAUAUUUGUCAAGUAUGUGGCAAAGGAUUUAGAGUCAGCUAUUGUCUAACCCUACACAUGAGAACUCAUUCAGGUUCAAGACCUUAUGAAUGUCCUAAAUGCCAGAAACGAUUUAAAUCUCAUAGUGUCUACAAUCAUCAUUUGCUGAUUCACUCAGAGGUAAGAGCCUAUAAAUGUCCUUACUGCCCCAAAGCAUUUAAAACAAGUGUACAGUUAGCUGGUCACAAAAAUAGCCAUAUAAAACCCUUUAGUUGUAAUGAAUGUAACAGGCCAUUUGCAUCUCUGUACGCUGUGAGAGCUCACAUGGAAAGCCACAAAAGAGAAAAUAAUUUAAAGUUUGACUGCUGGCUGUGCGGUGCAACAUACGCUAGAGCAUUUGCUUUAAAAGAUCACAUGAAGAGUCAGCAUGCUGAUGAAAAUGUUGAUGCAGGUGCAUUAGGUGAGCUUGAAACUGAAGAAACUGUUUUUGUAAUUAAAGAAGAUUUAGAUGAGAAACAAGAAGUUUAAUUUAAUUUUUAAUAUAACUUAUUAAAAUAUUAUCGUGUAAAAUUAGAAAUAUAAUUUUAAAUUACUAGUA